GAUUGUGCCCGUCGGAGGGACAUCGCCCGCAGAGCCCCUCUCCACCUUCUUCGUUUCGACCUUCUAGUCGGUCUGCAGCCUUCGUACGCAUCGCCCCUUACUUUUGGAGAUGUUCCUCAUCAACUCGAUCCCACAUGCGUGCUUGCGGUGCAUCAAGGGACACAGGACAAAGACGUGUCAACAUACGACGUCGAACGAAUUGAGGCAGUUGAAGCCUCGAGGUAGACCUCGUAGUCAGUGCGAGAUUUGCAGGCGGAGGAGAUUGGAAGGUGGAAGGCAUCAGAAAUGCGGAUGCGUGGAAAGGGGAGGGGCGAAGGAGGAAUCAGAAGGAGCGGGGGUGUCACACGUUGCGGAAAGUGUGGGUGAGGGAGCGGCAAGUGGCAAGAAGAGAAGGAAGAGAGGCAGGGCAGAGGAGGAGGCGAGCUUCAGUGAGCGACCUGGCAGCACAUCAAAGCAAGUGCAGGCGUCUUGCUGCUCCGCGUCAACCUCCACCGCCGGUCAAGCAUCGGCAUCGCGCACAGCCACUCUUCCAGUCUCCGCGCCAGCAGCGCCACGCACCAUCGCCUCGCUGCUCAACCCUUGCGCCUGUCUUACCGGUGGCAUCUGCAAAUGCUGCGCUCGAUCCAGAGGAACUACAACGACGAGUGCGGACUCUCGAUGUAGUCCACGGCAACCGGAGCGGACAUCCUUCUCGGCCACAUUUGGCAACGUCGAUGCGCCGACCGCAUCCUGCUGUGCCUCGAAGAGCGACAAGAGGCCCGUGUCGAACGAAGAAGUGGCUGAUGGUGACUGCGACGGCAAUUGCGCUUGUCUCACUAGUGGAUGUGGGCAGCAUGGACUCGCAAAUACGCAGAAGGAAGAUCUCGCCACGCAAUGGUCGCCAGCGAGCGAAGGGAACACCCAAAAAACCACACCUUCACCGUCAGUCGAACACCAACCUCACCAACACCAGUUUGGUCGAGCGCGAUCCUAUGACGCAAAGGGCGAGGUAGCACCUUCCUUUGCGCCUGGAGAGAACGCUGCUACGAGCUAUCGGACUGCAUCACCAGCUGAGCCAGCAAUGUCCACGUGGUCAGCAGUGGCAGCACCAGGAGCAGAAGAUCAUUGUCUGGCUGCGGGAGGGCUGACCGCUUGUUCGUGCGGACCGCGAUGUCAGUGCGUGGGAUGCUUGAAAUCUCACACAGAAUCUGCCAAGGCGUCUCGUUCCGAAGCUCGGCCCGAAGGCUCGAGUGUCCAUACGCACUCGCAUUUCUCCUCGCUCUCGCCGGACUCUAACACAUCAACAUCCAGCUCUAGCAAGUCUGUGCGCACACCGACCGAGCGCUCGUCCGAUGCCGCUCUCGGCGGUGCGCCUUCUUCCAGCGCCGCUCAGCAGGACGACGCGAAAGCAGCGCAAAAGCAAGAAGAUUGCAAGAGGUGCGAAACGUGUCAUGGAUGCAUACAUGGACUUUUGGCACCUAGAACAGGAAUAGAGGUCGUCGAUCUCUGGAUGAGCGCUGCUUCUGCAAGCAAACGAGGCUUGGCUGGAUGACCCUCAUCGCACGUGUCCUUUUCUCGUCUGGCUCUCCAAACGAUCUCAAGCAGCAUGUACUCCUACUCUACCCGGGCUGUGGCCUGAUCUCGUCGAUCGUUCGGGAUCGGUAGCACUCAUCGCUUGUUGUCAAUUCUAUUCACGCUCGCAAUCCAAGUCGAUGCAAUCCAUCGAACACCCAUCACUCGUGUCGCACAGCCCACAGCGAAGGCUCUGCUC
Messenger RNA from Ceraceosorus guamensis, 1750 nucleotides. RefSeq lists its product as hypothetical. The record is from RefSeq and is a predicted model, not a curated record. The transcript has a single exon. Gene Ontology annotation, cellular component: nucleus. Gene Ontology annotation, biological process: intracellular iron ion homeostasis; positive regulation of transcription by RNA polymerase II; intracellular copper ion homeostasis. The coding region runs from base 110 to 1531 and encodes 473 amino acids. Gene Ontology annotation, molecular function: DNA-binding transcription factor activity, RNA polymerase II-specific; RNA polymerase II cis-regulatory region sequence-specific DNA binding; copper ion binding. NCBI's taxonomy places the organism in Eukaryota, Fungi, Basidiomycota, Exobasidiomycetes, Ceraceosorales, Ceraceosoraceae.